AUGAAGUUUGAGGAUCUCUUUGUGGAAAUUGGUGGCUUUGGCAGAUUCCAAAUUUUUAUUUUGUUUACCCUCUGCCUCCCAAGAAUCAACCUUCCCAUGCAUUUCCUGCUGCACAAUUUUCUUGCUGCUACUCCUUCUCAUCACUGUGCAAUUCCACACCAAGAGGCAUUUGUGAACCUCACAACGGAAGAAGUUCUACUCAUCAGCAUCCCCCAGGAGCCUGAUGGUACUUUCAAGUCCUGUGAGAUGUUCUCCCAACCUCAGUUUCACCUGCUGCUCAAUUCCUCUCUGCAACCAGAAAACAACUCCAUCAUCCAGCACUGCCAGCACGGAUGGGUCUAUGACCACUCGCAGUUCACCUCCACCAUCUCCACUCAGUGGGACCUUGUGUGCGAGCAGCGUGGACUGAACCAGGCAACCGCAACCUUCUUCUUCAUCGGCGUGACAAUGGGGGCCGUGGUGUUUGGAUACCUUUCAGACAGGUUUGGACGGAAAUCCAUGCUCCUGCUGUCACUGGUGUGCUCUGUCAUAUUGGGGAUGCUGAGCGCCGCCUCCGUCUCCUACAGCAUGCUGGUCAUAACGAGGACCCUCACUGGAGUGGCCCUGAGCGGUGUCUCCCUUAUUGUAUUGCCUUUGGGGAUGGAGUGGGUGGAUAUCCAGCAUCGUACCUUCUCUGGGAUCCUGUUGAGCAUCUUCUGGAGUGUUGGGAACAUGCUGCUGGCUCUGGCUGCAUACUUGGUACGAGAAUGGCACUGGCUGUUAGUAGCCGUAACAGGACCUUGCCUUCUGAGCAUUGUCUGCCUGUGGUGGGUCCCAGAGUCUGCCCGGUGGCUCAUAGCCAAUGGCAAAGUGAAACAAGCUCACAGGAACCUGAUUAAAUGUGCAAGAAUGAACGGAAAGAAAGACUUUGCUGUCUCGCUAGAGGCCCUCAGAAAGAUGACAACAGACAAAAAGCCAGGAGAGAGUUACUCCUACAUCAGCUUGUUCAGGACACCAAUCCUGCGGAAGAUCUCUCUGUGCUCUGGGGUUGUGUGGUUUGGUGUUGCCUUCUCUUAUUACGGCAUGAGCCUGAACCUAACUGGCUUUGGACUCAACAUGUACGUCUCCCAGUUUGUCUUUGGCAUCAUUGAGAUUCCAGCCAAGAUGAUUAUGUAUGUGCUGGUGAAUCGAAUUGGACGGCGGCAGAGUCAGUCCUGGACACUCAUCCUCACUGGACUAUGCAUAGGAGCCAACACCAUCAUUCCCAAGUCCUUCACCUCCCUGCGCUCUGUAGUGGCCAUUCUGGGCAAAGGUUUCUCAGAAGCUGCAUUCACCACCAUCUACCUGUACACCUCUGAGCUCUACCCCACUGUACUGAGGCAGAACGGGAUGGGAUACACCUCCUUCAUGGCACGCCUCGGCGGGGCUCUGGCCCCACUCGUGUUUCUGCUGGAUGAGGUGUGGAGGUCUCUGCCCGAGGUGACGUACUGCACCACAGCAGUGUGCAGCGGCUUAGUGGCCUUCCUGCUCCCCGAGACGCUCAACGUGCGCCUGCCUGAGGGCAUCGAGGACGUGGAGAAGGCACAGUCUUUUUCUUCCAGAUAUAAGGGGCCACCACAAACCAAUGCUCCUGAAGGCAUGCCACUACAGUCUCUGCUGAAGUGA
This is a messenger RNA of Colius striatus (speckled mousebird), 1644 nucleotides long. It is a transcript of the gene SLC22A7, whose product is annotated as solute carrier family 22 member 7. NCBI's taxonomy places the organism in Eukaryota, Metazoa, Chordata, Aves, Coliiformes, Coliidae. The record is from RefSeq and is a predicted model, not a curated record. Gene Ontology annotation, biological process: transmembrane transport. The transcript is spliced from 10 exons. The coding region runs from base 1 to 1644 and encodes 547 amino acids. Gene Ontology annotation, molecular function: transmembrane transporter activity. Gene Ontology annotation, cellular component: membrane.